Anastrepha ludens (Mexican fruit fly) is the source of this 1622-nucleotide messenger RNA. RefSeq lists its product as uncharacterized. The record is from RefSeq and is a predicted model, not a curated record. The transcript has 4 exons. Lineage: Eukaryota; Metazoa; Arthropoda; Insecta; Diptera; Tephritidae. Gene Ontology annotation, molecular function: chitin binding. The coding region runs from base 42 to 1622 and encodes 526 amino acids. Gene Ontology annotation, cellular component: extracellular region.
UGUGUAUUCGGCAAAUACUUUAUACUAUUGAAUUAGUAAGAAUGAGUACUAAAUGGUUUUGCAAGUCUCUUGCAAUUUUGACAUUUACUUUUGUCGCCCACGUGCAUAGCGAUAUCUACGAGGAAUGCAACAAUAAACCAAACCAUGCGUUUAUAGUUAGCAAUACGUCUUGCAGCCACUACAUCUACUGCGCCGGUGCCGAUUCCUAUGAGGGCGAGUGCCCGGAUGGCGACUAUUUCAAUGAAUUAUUACAAACAUGUGAUCCUAGACAUCUCGUCGACUGCAAACUUAACACUUCAAGCGACAUCGGUGGUAAUUCGUCAGCAUCUAUGCAAGUCCAAACGACCACCACACUCAGUUCACUGCUCUUUUCGACAGUUAAGGACACAAAUGCAACUGUUACAUCGAAUUCCAUCAUAUCAACUACAAUCACCAGCCAAUCGUAUGAUGUGAACGCAACUACUACAAGCGCUAGUGGAGCUAUGGUUACGCCGGCCACGAUUUCACCCAAUACAGAUGGCAAUACGGUCGUAAUAAUAUCCUCCGAAUGUCCGGCUGUAGACAAUUUAAAUCAGAUAAUUUUCGUGCCCCAUCCGAAAACUUGUUCUGAUUAUUUUAUUUGCUACCAUGGCGAGAGAUUGGCCAUGCACUGCUCUGCCAUGCUGCACUUUAAUCCGCGCACUGGAAAAUGUGAUUAUCCAGAAAUGGUUCGAUGUCAAGUAAGUAAUAAAUUUACCGAUUUCACUAAUCCGAAAGAACAAUGCCAGGCGCACACCAUGGAUAUGUAUCCGCAUGCGACAAAUUGUAACUAUUUUUAUCACUGUCGAAGCGGAUAUCUUUUAUUGCAGCAGUGCCCCUUUGGCUACGGCUGGGACUAUGAAAAACGCGCUUUUUUUCGUAUAUAUUUGGCAUUGGCAACAGUAUCACAAUUUGCUUACGCCUCUUCAUCAAAUUUAGUCACUCCGAACAGGAUCAAGCGUCAGAAUAGUAUUUGUUUAAAUCAUACCGCUGGCGAAUUCGACAGAAAUCCAGAUGACUGUCGUUCAUUUUAUUUGUGUUUGGAAAACGGACAGGCUGUGAUGGCACCCUGUCCGCCAACAAUGCUGUUCAAUCCGAUCAGCAAGCUCUGCGACACCGCCGACAACCCACCCGAUCAAAACCGUAUAGUCUUCUUAGGCAGCAGUAGCAAUUGCCAACAAUACUUCAUAUGCUACUAUGGCCAAGCGGUGUUGCAAGAAUGUAGCGCCAAUCUCCAUUGGAAUGCGAAUACAGCCAAGUGCGACAUGCCCGAAAGUGCAGGUUGCCCAUUUCGGACUCCUGAUACUGUUACAAGUACAAUUGGCUCAACAAAUGGAAAUGGUGGCACUGACAACAGCGCCGACGGAUCGGCGAGUAGUGAUGGUGGCGAACUCAUUGAUUGCCCAAUCUAUGGGCAACAUGUAUUUCCACACAUGCUGCGUUGCGAUUAUUUUAUUUACUGUGUUAAAGGACAUGCCAUCCUGCAGCAGUGUCCCUUCUACUACCACUUCGAUAUCGUGUCGAAAAGUUGUAAAUUGCGCACAGCAGCCAUCUGCGUGCGAGAUUUAAAUAUUAACUUCCGCCAAUUAAUAGCAAAAGUGUAA